GGCAUCUUAUCCAGGGAGCCCCAUGGGCACCAUGGAGUGAGAGCGGGAGGAACUGGAAGGAGAAGCUACUUUCUUUUGGAGGUAUUAGGCAUUAGACUGUGGUCUCACCUAAAAAUUCCCCAGGGUCUUAGCACAACUGGAUGUGAGGCCAGUCACGUUAGGCCCCAUAAAUUUUUCCGUCAACGGUGCAGAGGGGAAAUCAACAAGCUACCAGCAUGAAUUUCAAACCUCCAACAUCUGCUCUUCAGUUUGAGAGCAAAGGCAGCCGCAUCGCAGCCAGAAAUGGAAGUUGUUUUCUGGUCAGGAACACACCUCACCCGAGGAGAGUGUGUCACAUCAAAGGUUUGAAUAAUAUUCCAAUCUGUACUGUCAAUGACGACGAGGUUGCACUCAGAACGCUGUGGGGCGUUGGUCAGUUUAAUCACAUAGAGAAGGAAGAGAAACCAGUUUCCAAGUGCGGUGACCAACCACCCAGCACCACAGUGCCGCACAGCCCCAUCAGAGGAGUGUCACCCGCCCCAAACUGGGUCAAAGUACCCCCAAGGCCCCAUUCUGAGCCUAUUAGGAAAAUCAAAGAGUGCUUCAAAACUUCCAGUGAAAAUCCUUUAGUAAUUAAACAGGAAGAAAUUAAGGUCACAAAGCCACCAUCACCCCCAAAGACAAGCUCCGCUGCUGGCUCGUGUUCUUCUGAAGUGAUGGAUGCCAAGGUGGAAGUCAAAGAGAACACUGUGCGCAUACCUAACUAUCUGGAUCAGGAAAUCAAAAUCCUGUCAAAGCUCUGUGACAUUUUACAUACUGAUUCUCUGGCAGAAGUUCUACAGUGGCUGCUUCAUGCAACUACAAAAGAAAAAGAGUGGGUCUCAGCUGUGAUUCAUUCUGAGCUGGCCGAGGUAAACCUAUUGCCUCACCUAAGAAGAAAUACCAAGGCGGAAGCAGCUGCAGAGACUGGAAGGCCAAAGAUGGUCAAAUCACCCCCAAAUUCACCUGCAAAACCAAAAGUGCUGACCAAACCUAGAGAAGGACAUCAGCCAGCCAGAGUGUCAAGUCAAGGAUCUGAAGGAAAUAAGGAAAUAUCAAAAGGGUCUGAGCAAAAGUCACAGAUAUUCCUAACAAGAAGCAAGAUGAAAAUACCGGUUACUGAAUAUUUCAGCAAGCCCAAGUCUCCUCCCAGGCCCAACACUCAGGACAGUGGAUCAGCAAAAUCAGGAUCAGCAAGGAGUAUACAACAAGGACACAAUUUCUAUCCCCAAAGAGCCUUUUACCCUUGAAUAUACAACAGUGUAACUUCUACACAUGAAAAUCCUUUCUUAAAGAACUUAACACUGUUACAAAAUCAUUUUU
This is a messenger RNA of Ochotona curzoniae (black-lipped pika), 1341 nucleotides long. RefSeq names its product chromosome unknown C4orf17 homolog (gene CUNH4orf17). Lineage: Eukaryota; Metazoa; Chordata; Mammalia; Lagomorpha; Ochotonidae. The record is from RefSeq and is a predicted model, not a curated record. The transcript is spliced from 9 exons. Bases 216 to 1268 code for a protein of 350 amino acids.